AUGAAUGAUCAAGAAGAACGUCUUCGUAUACCAUGCUUCUCCCAUACUCUACAACUUACGGUUGGUGAUGGUUUGAAAGAGUGUGAAAAUGCAAAACCAGCUCUUGCUAAAGUUGCAGCAAUUGCGAAACUUAGAUCAAAACAUGUGCAUUUAAGUUUAAGUAUAUUAGCAAAUCAUUUUGAUUUGGACCAUGAAAGUCAACAUGAUCAAUAA
Messenger RNA from Rotaria sp. Silwood1, 213 nucleotides. The record is from the annotation of a GenBank genome assembly. Lineage: Eukaryota; Metazoa; Rotifera; Eurotatoria; Philodinida; Philodinidae.